AGGUUAAAUUUGUUUGGUAAUAAAGAUGAUGAUUCUGUUACUCAAGUAACAAGCGAAUCACCAACAACACCUUCAUCAUUUCCUAUUAUUUAUUCGGUGAUGAUAACUCCUCCUUCUUCUGUUAUUAAAAUGACAAUACGUAAAAAUAUGUUAUCUGACAAAACGGCAUCCAAAGCUAUGACAGUACCCAAGGCAACGGCAUCCAAAGCGAUGGUUGAUCAAGCAGCCAAUGAUUCGCGUGAAUUGACUAAAUUAAUUAAAAUUGGUCAAAGUAACUCAUCAAAACUUAAUUCAGUGAUAGAACAUCAAGAAAGACUAGAAGCUAUAAUAAAUAAACAAAAGGGUCAGAUUGCGAAAAUAAUAUUAAGAUUAAAAAAUCUAGAUACUCUGACUGAAGUUGAAGUGAAAGAUGGCAAAGGCAAAGGAAAAAAUAAAGGGAGAAA
Molecule: messenger RNA, 443 nt
Organism: Funneliformis caledonium
Lineage: Eukaryota; Fungi; Glomeromycota; Glomeromycetes; Glomerales; Glomeraceae
Source: the annotation of a GenBank genome assembly